This is a messenger RNA of Pteronotus mesoamericanus, 1715 nucleotides long. RefSeq names its product syntaxin 11 (gene STX11). Gene Ontology annotation, molecular function: SNAP receptor activity; SNARE binding. Bases 140 to 1003 code for a protein of 287 amino acids. The record is from RefSeq and is a predicted model, not a curated record. Gene Ontology annotation, cellular component: synaptic vesicle; presynaptic active zone membrane; SNARE complex. NCBI's taxonomy places the organism in Eukaryota, Metazoa, Chordata, Mammalia, Chiroptera, Mormoopidae. The transcript is spliced from 2 exons. Gene Ontology annotation, biological process: synaptic vesicle fusion to presynaptic active zone membrane; exocytosis; intracellular protein transport.
AGGUCUGGCGGCGCUGGAAGAGCCGCCAGAGGCGUGGGGAGUCGCGCAGCAGGUUUCCUGACUCUGCGCCCAGCGCGGGAGGGGCGCCCGCGCAGGACAGGGCGUCUGGGUUCGCACGCUCCGGCCCGUUCCCGGCAAAAUGAAGGACCGGCUAUCAGAACUUCUGGAGUUAACCAAGCAGUAUGACCAGCAGUUCCCAGACGGAGAUGAUGAAUUUGAUUCGCUCCACGAGGACAUCGUGUUCGAGACGGACCACAUCCUGGAGUCCUUGUACCGAGAUAUCCAGGACCUUCAGAGUGAAAACCAGCAGCUCUCGGCGGACGUGAAGCGGCUGGGAAAGCAAAAUGCCCGCUUCCUGACGUCCAUGCGGCGUCUCAGCAGCAUCAAGCGCGACACCAACUCCAUUGCCAAGGACAUCAAGACCCGGGGCGAAAACAUUCACCGCAAGCUGCGCGCCAUGAAAGCGCUGAGCGAGGAGGCCGAGGCCCAGCACGGACCCAACUCGGCCGUGGCGCGCAUCUCGCACGCGCAGUACAGCGCGCUCACCCGCAACUUCCAGCGCGCCAUGUACGAGUACAACCAGGCCGAGAUGAAGCAGCGCGACAACUGCAAGAUCCGCAUCCAGCGCCAGCUGGAGAUCAUGGGCAAGGACGUCUCGGGUGAGCAGAUCGAGGACAUGUUCGAGCAGGGCAAGUGGGACGUGUUCUCCGAGAACCUGCUGGCCGACGUGAAGGGCGCGCGGGCGGCCCUCAAUGAGAUCGAGAGCCGCCACCGCGAGCUGCUGAGGCUGGAGAGCCGCAUCCGUGAUGUGCAUGAGCUCUUCCUGCAGAUGGCGGUGCUGGUGGAGGAGCAGGCCGACACCCUCAACGUCAUUGAGCUCAACGUGAAGAAGACCGUCGACUAUACCGGCCAGGCCAAGGCGCAGGUGCGCAAGGCCGUGCAGUACAAGAAGAAGAACCCCUGCCGGACCAUCUGCUGCUUCUGCUGCCCCUGCCUCAACUAGCAGGCUGGCUUGCAACACCGCGCCCCAUCCCAACACGAAUGGGCUGGGAAUGAGCACUGGGAAAGAUCUGGGGGCUCCCUUUAGGGGGGUGAGUUGUCUCAACCCUUGUGGGACCUCAGUCUUCAGAGAAAGAAGAAACUCGAGAUCUAAAAAUUCCAACCCAGCCCAUGCCUGGGACGAUGGUUGAUGCCGUCCGAUGUUUCUUCAGUAAGUACAGAGAUACCCACUGAAGUUGUGCGAAGUCAUUAUAUGGCAAAUUGCACCCUUGCCCUCGUCACUGAAGCCAAAUAAAGAACUGACGUUGUAGCGUAUUGUAGGGUCGUUGUCCCAGACACACGUUCUAACGAAACUCUAGGAGGAAGUCAAUUCCACAUUGGCUAACAGUACAAACUUAUCAAAAUAAAUUUCAUGUACCCUGUCUGGAAAGGACCUUGGUUCUGUUCAGUUUUCACGCCUUUCGUUUCAGAUUCUUUAUCUGAUUAAUGCCGUGUGACUCGGGCCUACAAGUGUAUCUUCUUUCUGCUCACCUCCGUACUCAUUCGAAGGCCAGAACUCAAGCCGCACCAGCCAGGGCUCACCUCCGUACUUACAAAAAUCACAUUUUAACACUCACUAUUUUCUUAUCUCUUCACUUUUAUUAUCUUUCAUGAGGCUAUAGUUUGGGAUCCCCCCCAAACAUUUUUAAGCACUGGGUUUUGAACAAGCACUCAAA